CAUCAUUCGUCGUGAACUGUUCGAUAAACGCAGAUCAAAACACCAACCAAGAAUCACCAUGAAAUUCCUGAUUGUCUUCGUCGCCCUUUUCGCCCUGGCCCUGGCUGCUCCCGCUGAUGAAGCUACAAUCCUGAAGUCGGUAUCCGAUGUUGGACCCGAGAGCUUCUCUUACGGCUGGGCGACUAGCGAUGGACAGGAGGCUGAGGCCGCUGGUGAGCUGAAGAACGCUGGAUCAGAGAAUGAGGCUCUCGCCGUCCGUGGAUCCUACUCCUACAUUGGUAAUGAUGGAGUGACCUACACCGUCACCUACAUCGCCGACGAGAACGGAUUCCAGCCCCAGGGUGCCCAUCUGCCCGUUGCCCCCGUGGCGGAGGCCCAGUAUUCAGACAGCAUCAUUCGUCGCGAACUGUUCGAUAACCGCAGAUCAAAACACCAACCAAGAAUCACCAUGAAAUUCCUGAUUGUCUUCGUCGCCCUUUUCGCCGUGGCCCUGGCUGCUCCCGCUGAUGAAGUUAAAAUCCUGAAGUCGGUAUCCGAUGUUGGACCCGAGCACUUCUCUUACGAAUCGGAGACUAGCGAUGGAUCGAAAGCUCAGGCCGUUGGUGACUUGGCGAACCGUGGAACAGACAAUGAGGCUCUCGUCAUCAAAGGAUUCUACUCCUUCGUGGCCGAUGAUGGUCAGACCUACACCGUCAACUACAUCGCCGAUGAGAACGGAUUCCAGCCCCAGGGUGCCCAUCUGCCCGUUGCCCCCGAGGCCUAAGUGAAGUUGCCUUAAUCGGAAGCAGCUUCAAAGCCAUCCAAUCCCACCCAACUCCUUGUUAAUAACUCCGAAUCUUACCAAACCGAUCUUGUCCUUGUUUUCAAAGGAUGGGAACUAAGUCAUCCAACCCAACUUGUUAAAUAUUAAAUGAAAAAGAAUUACCAGAAA
Molecule: messenger RNA, 931 nt
Organism: Drosophila eugracilis
Lineage: Eukaryota; Metazoa; Arthropoda; Insecta; Diptera; Drosophilidae
Product: larval cuticle protein LCP-22-like
Exons: 4
Coding region: 59-763 (234 amino acids)
Cellular component (GO): chitin-based extracellular matrix
Molecular function (GO): structural constituent of chitin-based larval cuticle
Source: RefSeq, a predicted model, not a curated record